Molecule: messenger RNA, 1230 nt
Organism: Symbiodinium pilosum
Lineage: Eukaryota; Dinophyceae; Suessiales; Symbiodiniaceae
Source: the annotation of a GenBank genome assembly
AUGGAUGACUAUUCCAUCUCUGUCUCCAGCGGCGAUGAAUCAGUGGAACCAAGGAAAGAUGAGGAGGUGAGAGCACCCUUCAUUGCCCUCUUCCGCUUUGCUCGCCCUUACGACAUUCUUGCUACAACUAUGGCAAUGGUUCUGGGUGCCGUGCAUGGUUCUUGUAUGCCAAUGGCUUUCUUCUUCCUUUCAGACCUGUACGUAGCUAUCUACAUGCCCAAUGACGAUGGAUCCUUACCGCCUGUGGACGGCCCGCACUCCAUUCGCAAUGCAAAGGUGCAAGAGGUUGGCCUGACGUACGUUCUUUUGGCCUUGGUUGUCUUGGUAGCAAGAACUGGGGGUUGCUAUUUGGUCAUCAAAGCAGCAGAUCGACAAGUGGUGGCCGCACGCCGGCAAUACUUUUACCAGAUUUUGAUGCAAGGCCCUUCGUGGCAUGACAUGCACAGCGCAGCGGAGCUUGCUCCAGCGCUCGUGCAAGACACGCACCUGUUCCGGGAUGGGAUUGGUGAAAGGCUUGUCGAUUUCACGCGCGCCUGUUUUAUGGCCGUGUCAGCUACAGUGCUCGCUUGCAGUCGUGAUUGGAAGGUCAGCAUUCUUAUGGCCAUCAUCAUGCCCAUCGCGGGCAUGUGCAUGGCUCUAUCUGUGGAAGUUGUUCGGAACUUCUCCACGGUGGUCGAAGCCUGCUAUUCCAAGGCUGGUGAAGUGGCUGUUACAGCUACGGAGCUGAUUAAGACAGUUACAUCAUUCAAUGGCCAGCGGUUGGAGCUGGAAUCCUUCAAUGGGCAUGUCGAUGAGGCACACCUCAAUGCCAUCCAGAUUGGAGUGGUUGCUGGCUAUGCGACUGGCCUUAUCAACACAGUGCUCAUCACAGGCAUGUCUUUGGGUGUCUACUUCGGCUCCCAAUGGGUGCUUCAAGACUAUGAGACGGAUUGCUGGCGUGCUUCGCCGCCUUUUGGGACCUGCCGGACAGGUGGGACGAUCCUGUCGGCUAUGUACACCAUCAUUUGGGGAUUCACGAUGGGCCUGGGUACCAUGAACAUGUGCUUCACGGCCUUUGCAAGUGCAAGGGCUGCCAUCCAUCGGAUAGUGGCCAUCUUGGAUGAGCCGCGUAGCGCCACGAGCCAAGGCCUAAGAGUGGGAAGCGAGGAUCUCAAGCCUGAAAGGUUCAGGCAAUGCCUGGUGAAGCUUAGAGAGCCCGUGACUAUCCGAAAUCCCCACGCUUUGACUUAA